UUAGGACAGAGUGCAUGUCUAUGUGGACUGCCCUGGCAGAAGACACACCCUGUUGCUAUGCCCGGAAAAUAAAAGCAACCCCACUGUCAAGUAGUCACUUCAUAUGGUGAAUACAACUUCAGCCGUCAGUUUCAAGAUGCCAAAAUGAACUGACAUGCAGUGUCUAUAAGAUGGAGUGGAACGAAUUGCCAUGUGGCGAAUGGACAGAAUCCCAUGUGAGCUCCUGGUUAAAAUCCAUUGGAGUGAAAGAGAAGUACAUUCUGAAACUGUACGAAGAGGAGGUUACAGGACCUGCACUAAUUGAGUUACAGGAAAAGUAUCUACGCGAUACAAUUGAAAUGAAAGGCGGCCAAAUCCAACUAAUGCUGCACAAACGAGAUGAACUUUUGAAGCCAGUACCACAAAAAACAAAAGCCGUCAGUAGCACACAGAGAGAUACCAGCCAUGUUGAAUCUAGUGCUGUGUUCACACAAGAAUCUAAAGACAAAGUUUCAAGAUCCAGUGAAAAAAGUGAAAGUAGACCCGUUUCCAUACCAAAUGAAUGUGAACCAAAAUCGGGCGGGGCAUCUUUGCCGCUUUGUGACUUUCGAAAAUUUGAUGACAUUGAAAAAGAAUUCAGAUAUGUAAAAAAUACAGUACUUCCACCAGAGACCGGAAUUGAAGACAUUAUUGUUCCAUGCCAUGAAUACAAGUCACUGGAAAAUGCCCACAAAUUGGAACCACAAAAACUCAAGGUCAAAGUUGCAAGUGAGGUGCUCAGAUUUGCAUGUGCAUGCAUGAAUAUGCGGUCCAAUGGCACAAUACACUUUGGGGUUAUGGAUAAAGUUAAAGGAAUCUACAAACAUGGUGAAAUCAUAGGAAUACCAGUUGAAAACCAAGAUUUAUUUGUGGAUGCAUUGGAUUACAUUGAAAAGAGCUUCAGAGGAUCAACGCAUCAGUGUGAUGCCAGGAAAUGCAUAAGGAACCCAAAGUUCAUUGAGGUAAUUGACAAGGAGGCCAGUGAAACAACCUGGAUCAUUGAAUAUGAUGUUGUCCCCAAGGCAAAAAUGGUAAAAGACAAACUGUACAGUGUCACUAUUCCAAAGUUCAGCGAAAAAUCCAACAAAGUAAUCUAUGAGGAGAAAGCCACCUACCACAGAGUAGGGGCUAACACACCCCGCAUAUCAGAGGAUGGCCUAAUUCAUUUCAUUCAAGACCUGAGGGACAAAGAUCAACAGAGAGAAGAGGCUGAACUCUCAGACAACCAAACAGCUUCUGACUGUAGAGAGGAUCAGAAGAGAAAACUCUCCAUCCUCCUCACAUGUGGAAAAAAGUACAUGGAUGACUCACUGUUCUACAUCAUCGUGACAAACAAACUUAAACAAGAACAUCUUGAGAACAUCAACUUCUUGACUCACAUGAAUAUAUUUUGUGUGUUUGACUUUGACCCAGAUUCUAAGACAUCGGGUCUAUGUGAGAAAUAUAAAGAGCACCAUGCCACAAACCUUCAUUUCCUGCAUGACUAUGCUAAUGAUAGUGGGGUGAAGACCACUGACUUCAUAAACCGUUUGAAGCUCUUUGAUAAACCAAGCUGGAUUUUCUGCAAUGGGCGAAGCGAUUACCUUGGAGAUGAGAAACCUUGUGAUGAAAAAACCUGGAUGAAAACCAAAAAAAAGCUACUGAAAAGGGCAGUGUCCGUCAUCUGCAAUGACAUCCUUCCUAAAGGGUCAUUUGUGGUGGUUUUCUUGCUCAUGUCUCAGGUCGAACAGCCAAUUGUUGAUACAUUCCAUGAAUUCUAUGCAGAAAUGAAUGGUCAUGAGGAUUUGGCUAUCAUUUCAGAGUCCAAAGAGAACUACAAAAAGUGGUCAAGCCUUGCCCAGGUAUCUUGUAGCAUGGCUGCACUCAAAGAGAUCAGUAUUGUUGAAAUGCCACUGAGUCAUGUUGAUGCCACUAUUCAAACUAUUCAGCCUACAGUUAGUCGACCCACAAGGCGCUUACCAGUCUUCAACAAAGGCUUGUGCUUCUUAAAGCCAGUUGAAGAGGAUGAGAUUAAUUCUUUGGACAUAGUCAGUGUUGACCAGUGUGAUAACACAAAGGUGGAGAUAAUGGACCGAGACAAAAUCAACACCAUUGAAAAGUAUUUCUAUCAAGGUGGGAAGAUAGACUGGAUGAAUUUGUGGCUUGCAGACAAAAAUCUAUGUGGGGAGGUCAUCAAGCGAGACGCAUACAAAGAAACAAAUGAAAUUCUGGAGAACAUUGUACAGGGUAGUCGAGUCAAAAGACCCAUCGAGACUGUGAAUAUAUGUCACCAUCCUGGCAGUGGUGGGAGUACAGUUGCACGACAGAUCCUCUGGAGUUGGAGGACAAAAUUGCGAUGUGCAGUUGUUAAACAAUCAAAAGAAUUCACAACUGUGUGUGAACAUGCAGUGCGUCUACGGGAAUAUGAAGAAAAGGACAAAAACAGCUGUCUACCGGUACUGUUGCUGUUGGAAGAUUGCAAUGGAGAUUAUCUGGAUGACCUUAGGCGGGAAAUAGGCAACGCUAUUGCAACAAAAAAAAUAAGUUCCUCUGUCCUAUGUUUUAUCCUGCUCAUCUGCAAAAUGUCUCAUGAUCCAGAGAGAAUGUGCCGAGCAUUGCCGUCUCAGACCGUCGCUGUGACACACAAACUGACAGAUGGAGAGAAGACUCUCUUCUCAAGG
Molecule: messenger RNA, 2678 nt
Organism: Oncorhynchus mykiss (rainbow trout)
Lineage: Eukaryota; Metazoa; Chordata; Actinopteri; Salmoniformes; Salmonidae
Source: RefSeq, a predicted model, not a curated record